AUGACGCAGUCAGGAGUAAUCUCCAGUAGUAGUACUCCAAUAUUCAAAGAUCAACCAGCAGCAAUCGUCCGCCGAUCAGGAAACUACAAACCCACAUUGUGGGAUGCUCAUUUUUUCCAAUCACUCCAAGUCAUAUAUACGGAGGAAAGCUAUGGGAAAAGAAUCAAUGAGCUGAAAGAAGAUGUGAGAAGACUUCUUGAGAAGGAGAGUGAAAAUCCUUUAGUUAAGCUUGAACACAUCAAUGAUUUGAGCAGACUUGGAAUAUCUUAUCACUUUGAAGAUCAAAUUAAGACAAUAUUAAACCUGACAUUUAACAAUAAUAAUGCAUUGUGGAAGAAAGAUAAUUUGUAUGCCACUGCUCUUCAUUUCAAACUCCUUCGACAAUAUGGAUUUAGUCAUGUAUCUUCAGAGAUUUUCAAUGCCUUCAAAAACGAGCAAAAGGAGUUCAAAGAGAGUUUGAGUAAGGAUGUGAAAGGAAUGGUAUGUCUAUAUGAGGCUUCAUUCUAUUCAUUUAGAGGUGAACCCAUAUUAGAUGAAGCAAGAGACUUCACAACCAAACAUCUCAAACAAUACUUGAUGACAAGGCAAAGUCAAUUUACUAGAGUUGACCAUCAUGAUGAUGAUGAUCAUGAUCUUGUGAAAUUGGUAAAGCAUGCCUUGGAUCUUCCACUCCAUUGGAGAUUGCCAAGAUUGGAGGCUAGGUGGUUUAUUGAUAUGUAUGCUGAAAGGAAUUAUGAUAUGAAUCCAACUUUUCUUGACUUUGCUAAACUUGACUAUAACUUCGUUCAGUCAGCAUAUCAAAAAGAGCUCAAAUAUAUUUCAAGGUGGUGGAGUGGUUCUAGAUUGACAGAAAGGCUACCAUUUGCUAGACAGAGUAGUGGAAAUUUUCUAUUCUGCAGUGGCAUUGAAAUAUGA
Messenger RNA from Cannabis sativa, 915 nucleotides. Its product is annotated as probable monoterpene synthase MTS1, chloroplastic. The transcript is spliced from 5 exons. Gene Ontology annotation, molecular function: terpene synthase activity. NCBI's taxonomy places the organism in Eukaryota, Viridiplantae, Streptophyta, Magnoliopsida, Rosales, Cannabaceae. Bases 1 to 915 code for a protein of 304 amino acids. The record is from RefSeq and is a predicted model, not a curated record.